CCAAAGAAGUAUAACUUCUAACACGUGUACAUAAGUACCUACACAAAUUCUUUUUUUAUUUAAUUAUGUUAAGUUAGUUUAGUUUUAGAUAAGUUAUGUAUUUUAUUGAAUUAGAAUAGUUUGAGAUUAGCCCGUACAAACAGACAGACAGAGAAACAAAAAAUUCGACAAAAAUCGGGACUUCGGUUCUAUCUGUCUUCUUACAUCCCCAGAUUCGGUUUCGCGAUUUUUUUUUCCUUUUUACAGAAAUUUGAUCUCUACAGAUUUAUUUUAAGUAUAGAUAUAUAAUCAAAAAAAGUAUUUAAUACCUACCUACCUACCUAGAAAAAUGUUGAUAAUCUCGGAAUUGACAUUACUUUGUUUACAUUUUUGCUCUCGAAUUAGGUACAUUUCCGACUUUUUUUCCUUUCAGGCUUUCACUAGAGUAUUGUUAUUUGAUAAGUAUUGACAUACCUAAUCUAUAGCGUUUUUAAAAACAAAAAGGUAUUCUAAUACUUAUUCAGAAGAUCUCUUUGAUCUUAGAAAAAUAGAGCUAUCAUGAAAAGUAUUUCUCGAAAUAUUAUUAGGAGGUGCAGUAGUUUAUCGCAAGUAAGGUUUAACAAUGAAUUAAGAAGCAACUUUAUACCCCAUACCCAUUUCCAAAAAACACUCUUGACCCUAGGUAGUGCAGUCGUUUCUCUUCUUGAUCCUCAUAGAGGUGAUAUGAUAGCAUGUCUAGGAGAAACGACCGGAGAAAGAGCGCUUAAAUACAUGAGAGAAAAGAUGAUAGAAUCGAAUGAAGGUGCUGAAAUCUUACGUGAUCUUCCACGCAUAAAUAGCCAGACUGUUUGUUUCAAGACAUUAGCCGAAAUGCCACAAAAUACAUUAGGGCGUGUGUAUGCGGACUUUAUGCGUGAUAAUAAUAUAACUGCUGAUUCAAGAUUACCAGUACAAUUCAUAGAAGACGUAGAGUUGGCUUAUGUUAUGCAGCGGUAUAGAGAAGUUCAUGAUCUUGUUCAUGCUACCCUUUUCAUGAAAACCACAAUGCUGGGUGAGGUUACCAUAAAAUGGGUUGAAGGAAUACAAACUCAGCUUCCUAUGUGCAUUGGCGGUGGAAUAUGGGGUGCCACACGUUUAAAGACUAAACAUAGAAAAUUGUAUCUCAACCAGUAUCUUCCAUGGGCAAUCAAGACAGGUUUAAAUGCAAAAUUUAUGCAAGGUAUUUACUUUGAGAAGAGAUGGGAGCAAGAUAUUGAUGACUAUCACAAGGAAAUGAAUAUAAAAACCUUAGUGGUUUGACUGAUGAAAAGUAUAAGCUUAAUUUAUUUGUAAACUAGUAGUUAAAAUAAUAUCAUUAAUAAAAAUGUCAUACAUAUAAUAUAAA
Molecule: messenger RNA, 1363 nt
Organism: Leptidea sinapis
Lineage: Eukaryota; Metazoa; Arthropoda; Insecta; Lepidoptera; Pieridae
Gene: Coq4
Product: ubiquinone biosynthesis protein COQ4 homolog, mitochondrial
Exons: 3
Coding region: 538-1278 (246 amino acids)
Biological process (GO): ubiquinone biosynthetic process
Cellular component (GO): mitochondrial inner membrane; mitochondrion
Source: RefSeq, a predicted model, not a curated record